GGGCUGUGGGGUCACCUUCUUUUCCGCUCUCCUGCCACCCCAAGUCGUCUGAGUUGCGUGUUACGCAGUGGGAGAGAACGUUGGCCUGGAUCUCAAGCUGCCCACGUUCUAGUCCUGCCUCUGUCAUUUCCUAGAUCUGUGGCCUCGGAUCCCUCCCUGGUGCCACGGCAGCUGAGUGUGCGUCCAAUCUGAAGAAAAUCUACACAGUCCAGACAGUACAGAUAUUCUGGAGUGUGUACAAUAAUAUCCCUCCUGUGACUAGCCUGCCUUUGAGAUGUAGUUACCAUUUAAUGAGAGGAGAGAGGCGACCACUUUGGGAAGAGGAGAGCAAUGCAAAGGGUGGCGUGUGGAAGAUGAAAGUCCCCAAGGACAGCACGUCCACAGUUUGGAAGGAGUUGUUGUUAGCGACUAUCGGGGAGCAGUUCACAGACUGUGCGGCCGCAGAUGACGAAGUAAUAGGAGUUAGCGUCAGCGUUCGGGACCGAGAGGACGUCGUCCAAGUCUGGAAUGUAAAUGCCGCGUUAGUGGGUGAAGCCACUGUUUUAGAAAAGAUCUAUGAACUCCUGCCCCACAUAUCUUUUAAAGCAGUAUUUUAUAAACCCCAUGAAGAGCACCAUGCUUUUGAAGGUGGACGUGGAAAACACUAAUUGCACUCUGUAAAGAAUUCUUUGUCCUUUGCUGAUUGGUUUUGGAAACGGUCUUAACAGGAGGGAGAGUGAAGAGAAGACUUGCCGAAGCCCGAUGCUGGUCAAUUUAGAGUGGGUUUCUGUCCUUGCAGUUUGAGCAAUUAGGACUCAAAGUGGCAGGUGGGGUUGGGGGGGGGUCGUGUGGGUUUCUGCCUUCACAUUACUUGGUUUUUUUUUUUUGUUAUUUUUUUUUUUUGGCUUUCUGAAUUCUCUGUUCUUUUUGCUCCCUUUUUUUUUUGCCCCUUUAAAUUCCUCAUUCAUUCUAAUUAUUGUUUUCUAUACUCCCCUUUCAUUGAGGCACAAGAAAUGGGUUUCCCUUUAAGUAGCUCUGCUGUACCUAGUUAACGAGUAUAUGCAUUAUCUUGACAAUACUGCUUUUGAAAACCACACUGUACUCGGAGGAAUACUAGCUUGGUGAAACCUGUCUUUUGAUUAUUUGUUGUGACACAUUUCUACACACUCUGCAAUGGGCAUUGUUUUUUCUGUCCCAGGGAAAAGAAAAACCACACUUAAUCUGAUUUUGUACUGACAGCACACACAUCUUUUUUUUUUUUCUCUCCUUUUUAAGAAGUGUUUUUUUUUUUAAAGAGAUGAAAGGAAAAUAAUAGUUGGGUUGCCAAACAUAAAAACUAUAAUCACAGUUGAGUAUGAGGAUAUAAAUCAAACCGUAGAUCUUUGGACCCUCCGUGGAAAUAUUUUCUAACCAGAACUUCAAUUUGGCCUUUGCAAAAAGAAGACUUAGAGUAGUAGCAAGGUGUUUGUCUCAAUAGGAAACCUUAUAAUUUCCUAUUUAAAGGGGAGGUGUUAUUUUAAUUGUUUGAAUUAAGCUGCUUCUGAAUUUUGGAUGUGCGUACCACUUGGGGCUUUCCAAAUCAUUGUAGACACGUUUUGUUAAAUGACCCCCUUUUCCUGCUCACAUUGUGUGUCGUUUCCAAUUCUCGAUCAUCCUCCAGCCUGGCCAGCUUUCCCCCCUGCCUUUUCCGUGUAGGAACCCAAGUUAAAUCUCAUUUCAAGAUGAAUGUGAACGUUCACAAAGUUGAACUCUGAAUGCAUUCUGUACAUACUAAUUUUUGGAAUUGUUGAGCUAUGUUGUAUUAUGUUACCAAAUAAAUACUGGUUUUAGUAGAAGGAAAUGACCACCCUCUGGAAUGCUCCGAAUGUUCCAGUUUCCCUCUCUCCAUUCUGCCCACGCCUCUUACCGCUUUUACCUGAAAAAGGCAGGGCCAGUUGAAGACACUGCCUCCUGCUGGCUUUUUUCUGGUGUCAGGGGAGCUUGGGCAUGCUUACACACUUCACAGAAGGGCGGUGUGCUCAGAACUUCAUCGUACCCAGGAUUUUUAAUUCCUCUUGCAGUACUAACUAGCAGAGAGAGGUGGGGCUCCUUUCAGCCUCCAACCUGUGUUUGUAUAUAAAAUUCUCCAUUCAAGUAUUUUAAAGGACUUCAAACAAUAUCUGUUUAUAAAAGUUGUGCCCUUCACUUGCAUUACUAACCACAUCAACCAUAAUAACAGUGAUCAUAGUUUUUUAUUUUUUUUUAAAUGCUUUGUUUCUAAACUUGAGUUUCUUCAGUGAUUUCAUAAUGAGGUAUAAGGCUAUCAGACCCAUUUUUCAAAAGCCUAGAACGUGUCUCUUUAAACAUUGUACUAACACCCAACUUGUUUUUAAAUUAUUCAUCAAGGAUUUUUAAAAAAAUAUUCUGGACAUGAAUUUAAAUUUUUUUUAUAAUAUAAGUAUUUUUCUGAUAGAUUAGAAAAAAGGAUAUAAUUGACUUAUCUUCAUUAUGAUUGUCAUAUAUAUUUCCAUAAGUAAAUGGAUUUUGAAGUAUUUUUAUUUUUGAACUUUAUUUAAAGGAUUGUGAUGACGUGUUCAACUUUUGCAUGUAUGUAGCCUGUGAAGUAAAAAAUAAAAUGAAAGAAAUAGGAAUGUUAGGCUUCCA
Vicugna pacos (alpaca) is the source of this 2622-nucleotide messenger RNA. The record is from RefSeq and is a predicted model, not a curated record. NCBI's taxonomy places the organism in Eukaryota, Metazoa, Chordata, Mammalia, Artiodactyla, Camelidae.